AUGAGAGGAAAGGAAAGGAAGAUGAAAGGGAAAGGAAAGGAAAGGAAAAGAGGAAAGGGAAAAGAGGAAAGAACGAAGAAUGGGAGAGAGGAAAGGAAGGGGAAGGAAGAGAGAAAAGUGAGAGAGAGGAAAGGAAAGAGAAUCCCUAUAAAAAAGGGGAAAGGUAAGGGAAGGGAAAGGGAAAGGGGAAAGAGUGAAGGAAUAAGGGAAAGGGAAAGGGAAGGGAAGAGAAAGAGGAAAGAGGGAGAGCGAGAGAGGAAAAAGGAAAAAGGGCGAGAGAAUAAGGGAAAGAGAAGGAAGAGAAAAGUGGAAAAAGCGAAAGGGAAAGGAAAAGAGGGAAAACGAGAAAAGAGCGAGGGAAUACACAAACACACACACACCACCCACCCACGCUCCCAACCUACAUACCUAAAAGAAGAUGUAAAUAAAAGGAACCGAGGAAAAGAUCUAAAAAAAAGAAAUGAAGGUAUUCUUAAUUUGACUUAA
Rhizophagus irregularis DAOM 181602=DAOM 197198 is the source of this 486-nucleotide messenger RNA. RefSeq lists its product as uncharacterized. Lineage: Eukaryota; Fungi; Glomeromycota; Glomeromycetes; Glomerales; Glomeraceae. The record is from RefSeq and is a predicted model, not a curated record.